AUGGAUCCUCAGAACCAGUCUGGCUCCCAUGCUCAGCAGGGCCGUCCCCAGCCUGUGUACGAUACAACCCAUGGCGGUCAUUAUGGUGCGAGCGCUGCGCUUUCCGCCCAAGGCUUCGCCCCUGCCGAACUCUACACUGGUCCAUGGGCCAACGUUCAUCAGGGGUUGACCGGACAGUAUAAGGACAUCCUGACAACCUAUUGGCAACAGACCAUCAACCACUUGGAGAGUGACAACCACGAUUACAAGCUGCAUCAGCUACCGUUGGCCCGCAUAAAGAAGGUCAUGAAAGCUGACCCAGAAGUCAAGAUGAUCUCCGCUGAAGCGCCCAUCCUCUUCGCCAAGGGCUGCGACAUCUUCAUCACUGAGCUCACCAUGCGCGCCUGGAUUCACGCCGAGGAGAACAAGCGAAGGACUCUGCAGCGAUCUGAUAUCGCAUCUGCGCUAGCCAAGUCCGAUAUGUUUGAUUUCCUCAUCGACAUCGUUCCUCGAGAAGAGGCCUCGUCCCACGCUAAAAGGACUACCGGCCAAGCCGCCCCUACUCCCCAAGGCGUCCCGGCCCAAACCAAUUCUCAGAUGCCGGGUCAGCACGGCUCCCUGCAACAAGGUGCUAACCACUCUUCCUCCUCCCAUCCAAUGGCCGCGACCGACUACGGCCUUGCCGGCCAUGCCCUUGGCCCCGACCAGGACUACCGGCAGAACCCCAACAUGUACCCUGGUCAAGUACAGCCAGGUCCCUCAGCUGCUUACGGUCAAGCUCAACAACCCAUGUAUGGCGAGAUCGAGGGCAUGUAUGGAUACGGAGGGAUGCAGCCCCAGCAGCCGCCCAUGUCCACCGAGGAAUUUGAGUAG
Molecule: messenger RNA, 852 nt
Organism: Colletotrichum graminicola M1.001
Lineage: Eukaryota; Fungi; Ascomycota; Sordariomycetes; Glomerellales; Glomerellaceae
Product: histone-like transcription factor and archaeal histone
Exons: 5
Coding region: 1-852 (283 amino acids)
Biological process (GO): regulation of DNA-templated transcription
Cellular component (GO): CCAAT-binding factor complex; nucleus
Molecular function (GO): DNA binding; DNA-binding transcription activator activity, RNA polymerase II-specific; protein heterodimerization activity
Source: RefSeq, a predicted model, not a curated record